AUGUCUUCUGAGCUAAUAUUUGAUUUCUCACAAGAAAUUUUAAACUUAUUAAAAAAUAAUGAUGAAUAUAAUGUGAUAAUUCAUGUUGGAGAGGGCGAAAAUGAGAAAACGUUUCAGGCCCAUUCGUUGAUUUUAAGGGCCAGAUGUAGCUAUUAUGAAACUGCUUUAUCCAAAAAAUGGGCCAAAAAAGAAAACGAUUCCAACAUCCUAAGACACCCUGAUAUUACUUCAAAAGUUUUCAAAAUUAUUCUCGA
Molecule: messenger RNA, 254 nt
Organism: Dentiscutata heterogama
Lineage: Eukaryota; Fungi; Glomeromycota; Glomeromycetes; Diversisporales; Gigasporaceae
Source: the annotation of a GenBank genome assembly